AUGAAAUUCUAUAUUAUUGCAUUUCUGAUAAUUGCUUCUUUUGGAGUAGAUAUCGAUAAGAAUACAUUUUCGAAUUACAGAGAAGUGAAGAUGCAGCAUUUACAUAUUGAAUGGUUAUUAAACUUAAGAACAAAGAUUAUUGACGGAUCGGCUGAAUAUACAUUUAAAGUGACAACAGCAGAACUUAAAGAAGUAUUAAAUUUUCAAGUAUGAGGUUCAUCUGGAUAUAUAUUAAAUGGAAAUUAAGUAUGCUUAUUAUCCAAACGUGGGAAAAGUUUUGGAUUGGCAUGUAGAAUCGGAUCCAAAAUAAAGUCUGGUUUAGGGAGACAAACUCAUAAUUAAAUUAGGAUAAUCAUACAAAUAUGGAGAUAUCUUUUAAUUGAGAAUUAAAUACUAAAUAGGAGAGGCAGCAAGAGCGUUGAGUUUCUUGAGCGUUGAUUAAACUGAUGAUAAAAGUAUGAGUACUAAUUUAUAAGAUAGAGGCCCCUUACUUAUUUUCUUAGUGCGAGGCCAACAAUUGCAGAUCUAUGAUACCAUUACAAGACACUCCAAGCAUUAAAUUUACUUAUUCAGCAACUGUGCUUACUUAAGAUUCUUAAAUUAAUGUAUUUAUGAGUGGACUUCCUGUUGAGAAUAACAAGUUUGCAUUGAUGGAGUAGUAUAAUAUGAAUGGAAUUGCAAAAAUAUUCCAAUUUGAAUUAAAAAUCAAAAUCCCUGCAUAUUUAAUUGCAAUAGUAGCAGGAACAGUCUAAGAAAAAGCAACAGGUUAAAGGACAUCAGUAAUAUCUGAAGCCAAAAAUAUUGAUAUUUAUCAAAAGGAAUUGGAAGACUUAGACAAGUAUGUUAAAUACUUAGAAGACUAUAUUGGUGAAUAUAAAUGGGGAUUUUAUAAAAUAGUGAUAUUACCAGCCUCAUUUCCAUUUGGUGGUAUGGAAAAUCCAUUGUUAACUUUUGCAAAUCCAUCCAUCAUUGUUGGAGAUAAGAGUGGUGUCAGUGUUGCUAUACAUGAAAUAGCUCAUUCAUGGUUUGGUAAUACUGUAACAUGUAACAAUUGGUCUAAUAUGUGGAUCAAUGAAGGAUUCUGCGUCUUCUUGGAAAGAAAAGGCUUAUUACAAUUGUUUGGAGAAAUUGAUUAUGUUUAUGUUAACUCUUAAGUUGGAACAAAAGAGAUGAAUGCUUUGAUUAAAGAAUUCAAUACUAGUACUGAUCCUGUCGUGAAAUCAUAUGCUAGUCUACAUCCAAUAACUGAGGACCACAAUGCAGAUGACAGUUUUAGUGUAAAUUAUUCACCUAAAUUAGACCAUCCCAUAUGAGAGAGGAUAUUAAUUGCUUUUCUAUUUAGAAUCUAUAAUUUCAGAAACUAAAUUUCAAUAAUUAUUAAAAGAUUGGCUUAGAUAAAACGAAUAUUAAAGUGCAGAUGAAAAUGACUUUUACAACUUUAUGAUUACCUGGAUUUAAUCUAACUUUACAAUUGAAUAAUUUUUGGCUGUGAAACAAUAAAUUGAUUCUGUCUAUACUAAAUGGGUAUAUGAGACAGGUAAGCCAUCUAAAUUAUUCUUUAGGUGCUCUUCCUGUAAAAUAGGGUUUUGGUAAUCAUGCUUCAACUUAAGCAACAGAUUUGGCAGAGGAAUGGCUUUCAUCAAGACCUGGAGAACAACCUUAGGGUUAUGAGAUCUUUGAUCAAUUCAAAUCAAACCAAAAAUAAUUAUUUUUGUCUUAUAUGCUAGAAAAAUACAUCAAUAUGAAUACUAUAACUAUGAAACAAUUGGAUUUAAGUUAUAAUCUUAGUGAGAAUAAAGACGCAGAAUUAUUAUUUAGAUGGUACACAUUAUCUAUACAAACCAAAUACGCUACAACUAACACUAAUCUUAAUUAAAUUAGAAGCUUUGUUGGCAAAAUUGGUAGAAUGAAAAUGAUCAACCCUAUUUAUAAGGCUUUAGAUAAGUAUACUAUUAUAAAAUUCUAGGAAUACUGCUCAAACUUGGUAUAAUGAAAACAAAAAUUUUUAUCAUCCUUUAGCCAGACAAUCAAUUGAAAAUAUUAUCAAAAGCAAAGGCCAAUAAAUUAAUGUUGAAUUAUUAUGAAU
Paramecium octaurelia is the source of this 2086-nucleotide messenger RNA. The record is from the annotation of a GenBank genome assembly. Lineage: Eukaryota; Ciliophora; Oligohymenophorea; Peniculida; Parameciidae.